AUGGGGGGCCCUGAGGGGAGCCACGGGCCGGGCCCGCCUGGAGGCUGGGCCCCUGCUAGAGCCUGCGGAAGCCCCGGGUGCUUGGGACACAGCUGCGUGGGGGUGCGGGGUGCCCGAGGGGCUGCGGUGCUCUCACAGGCGCGGCGGCCCCCAGCCCAGCUUACUUUCCCACCAACGGCUGCUCAAACCGCCCCAGGGCCCAGCCAGCCCUGCCCCACGGGGCCUGCGGAGCCGGGCAUCGCGGCCAGCGGGACCUUCCUGUGGGAAGCUGGGCGCUGCCGCCGGUCAGGGGAAGACGGGGAGGAGAGGACUCAUAGCGUCCGGCUCGUGGCAGGCGCCCGGGAGCAGGGCUGGAACAGACCACGCCCCGGGGCCCUCGUGCUCCCCCCGCCCGGCUCUGCUGCUUCCGGCCCCCGGGUGACCCACAGGUUGUCCCCUGUGCCCCCGUCCUCCCCGACACCGACGGUAGGCGCUGGGGGAGGGUGUGGCACGCUGCUCAUCCCAGCUUUCUGCGAGUCAAGUCAGGAGGAGCCCCAGCCAAGGCCGGCACCUGGGGGGCAGUGUGACCAGCGGCAGCAGCUGGGCCGCAGCGUGUAG
Rangifer tarandus platyrhynchus (Svalbard reindeer) is the source of this 597-nucleotide messenger RNA. NCBI's taxonomy places the organism in Eukaryota, Metazoa, Chordata, Mammalia, Artiodactyla, Cervidae. The record is from the annotation of a GenBank genome assembly.